Messenger RNA from Fulvia fulva, 1218 nucleotides. Its product is annotated as Endochitinase B1. NCBI's taxonomy places the organism in Eukaryota, Fungi, Ascomycota, Dothideomycetes, Mycosphaerellales, Mycosphaerellaceae. Bases 1 to 1218 code for a protein of 405 amino acids. Gene Ontology annotation, biological process: carbohydrate metabolic process; chitin catabolic process. Gene Ontology annotation, cellular component: extracellular region. Gene Ontology annotation, molecular function: chitin binding; chitinase activity. The transcript has 2 exons. The record is from RefSeq and is a predicted model, not a curated record.
AUGUCCGCGUACAGGUCAGCAGUAUACUUCGUCAACUGGGGCAUCUAUGCUCGCAACUUCAACCCGCAGGACCUACCGGUAUCGCGACUUACACAUGUGCUCUACGCUUUCGCUAACCUCCGAGCUAAUGGCGAGGUCUACCUCUCUGAUACAUGGGCCGACACAGACAAGCACUACCCGACCGACAGCUGGAACGAUGUUGGCACCAAUCUCUACGGGUGUCUGAAGCAGUUGUAUCUCCAGAAGAAGAGGAACAGGCAGAUAAAAGUACUUUUGAGUAUCGGAGGUUGGACAUGGAGCACAAACUUUCCAGCUCUGGCGUCCACAGCAUCUGGACGUCAGACUUUCGCUCGCACUGCGGUGCAGAUUCUGAAGGAUUGUGGAUUCGAUGGGCUAGAUAUCGACUGGGAGUACCCAACAGACGCUACACAGGCCUCUAACUUUGUCCUGCUCCUUCAGGAAGUUCGCAGUGCUCUCACGUCCUACUCGAAUGACCUACGUUCUCGCUUCCCGGCAGCCCCCAAGUUCCUCCUGACUAUCGCCUGCCCGGCGGGACCUACAAACUACAACCAGUUGAAGGUCAGAGACAUGGACCAGUACCUGGACUUCUGGAACUUGAUGGCCUACGACUAUGCUGGCUCUUGGGAUCAGGUUGCUGGCCACCAAGCGAAUCUUUAUGCAUCAACGAGCAACCCGCAGGCCACGCCCUUCAACACAGAGCAAGCGCUUCGCUUCUACACGUCAAACGGCGUUGCUGCCAAUAAGCUUGUGCUUGGUAUGCCUCUUUAUGGUCGUACUUUCACGAAUGCAGAUGGACUUGGCAAGCCGUACAACGGUACAGGCAAUGGAUCUUGGGAGAACGGCAUUUGGGACUACAAAGUGUUGCCGCAAGCUGGCGCACAAGUUCUGUACGACUCGCAAGCUGGUGCUUCGUACAGCUACGACAGUGGCGCUAGGACGUUGGUGAGCUAUGACACUCCUCAGGCGGCCAGCUUCAAGAUUAGCUACAUCAAGACCAAAGGCCUGGGCGGCGCUAUGUGGUGGGAGGCUAGCGGCGAUCGGCCUGUGACUGACAACAAUAGUCUGAUCAAGACCGUCACCGAUGGACUUGGAGGACUGGAGCAGACCCAGAACAAUCUGAACUAUCCGGACAGUAAGUACGACAAUCUGAGAGGUGGUAUGGUUGCAGUGGGUGCAAGAGGAAGAGCAAAGCUUUGA